Penicilliopsis zonata CBS 506.65 is the source of this 990-nucleotide messenger RNA. RefSeq lists its product as hypothetical. Gene Ontology annotation, molecular function: catalytic activity; DNA binding. Gene Ontology annotation, biological process: base-excision repair. Gene Ontology annotation, cellular component: nucleus. The record is from RefSeq and is a predicted model, not a curated record. The transcript has a single exon. The annotation marks the transcript as partial. NCBI's taxonomy places the organism in Eukaryota, Fungi, Ascomycota, Eurotiomycetes, Eurotiales, Aspergillaceae.
AAGUCAAAAUACUUUUGCGCCACACGAGUUCUCGAACCCGUUCCCGAACAGAAAACAACAACACAUCAAGAAGUCUCCAUACCCAACACUUUCCUACACGAUGUCGGUUCUCCCGAUAGCGAUUUGAGCGACGUUCCCGACGACUACGAAGACAACCGCCCGGCAUACUGGACGCCUCCCGGGACGCCUCCACCGACGAAGAAGAUAAAGCUGAAACAAGAAACUCCGCGCAGACCAGCUAAGACGUCCCGAUUUUUCCCUGACGAGUGCCUCCCCGCAGCCUCAUGCCAGCCCUUCCCGCCGAUCACGAAACCAACGUUUGGACUGGUACAAGAACAGCUGGCACACGAUCCGUUCCGGCUGCUGAUCGCUACCAUCUUCCUCAACCGCACGCGAGGCAGUGUCGCCCUGCCGGUUCUAUGGGAGGUUUUUGCACGGUACCCGACCGUGGAGAGUAUGGCGUCUGCCGAGUUUACAGAGCUGGUAUCGAUGAUCCGCAGGCUAGGGUUCCAGAACCAACGGGCCCGCAAGUGCAUCGCGCUGGCGCAGACGUGGCUCGCUCAGCCGCCUACACGGAGCAAACGCUACCGGCGCCUGCACUACCCGCGUCGCGGUGAUGGACGCGAUCUACACCGUGACGAGGUACUUGACGAGCACGAUCCCCGUCUCGGGUGGGAGGUGGCCCAUCUGCCUGGUGUGGGCGAGUAUGCACUUGACAGCUGGCGGAUCUUCUGUCGCGAUGAGCUGCGCGGACUCGCGCACGACUGGAAGGGAGACGGUGCGACGGAGGGGGCGCAGCAUGUCCCGGAGUGGAAAGCUGUGGUUCCGCGCGACAAGGAGCUGCGUGCGUAUCUGACCUGGAUGUGGCUGAAGGAGGGGUGGGAAUGGGAUUUUGCAGGGGAGAGACGUCGAGCUAGCAGGGCGAGAAUGCGUGCUGCGUUGGUGGAGGGGACGGCGUACGAGGUCGAAGGCAGGUACAUUGUAAACUAA